AUGUGGGCGCCGGACCAACGCUUCUCUGGGCAGCAAUUAAACUUAUACAGCAGUAAGCCAAAGAAGCCGAAGAAGCCUAAAACUGAAACAAAGGAGAACAAGAAGUCGGUCGAUAAGUCGAAUUCCUCAACACGAAGUGCCUCGACAACUUCAAGUUCGAAAAGUCGCUUCUUAUCAAAAUCCUCACCACGUCCAUCAUCAUCACUUUACCAGACAUCACUUUUAUCCGUAUCCACAGAAACCAUCACAAAACAUGAUAAGCCACCAGCACCAAAAUGUAAAGGAUGUAGUGAGCCUUCUCAAUCUGUGUGUAAAGGAUGCACUAGCGAUUUGUAUUGCUCAACGACAUGUCAGAAGAGGUGUGAGCCUAUGCAUGACAUAGUCUGCGCGCAGAUUAACAAAUUUUGUACCGCGAAUCCUUCACCAGCUGGGUCUCGCAGUAAAAGUUACAGUCUCGCAGCGAUAUUCAACGGUACCGCUCCGAAUCUGAAGUUCGUCUGGCUAGAAUCAGCACAUGCUGGCCACCUAGGAGGUGAAGCCGUCCUCCAACUACACGACCAUCUAGACACAUCCUCUCCCCACCUCGAACUCGACAUACCCAUCCAAACCCCCUCUUCCCCAAACCAACACCUCAAACUCUGGCGCUCCUCCGACCCUACCAAAGAUAAAAAACAACCCAAACCCGAAUUCGAAGAGCUCUUCCAAGGAAAGCGUCUCCGACGCUGGAGAAGUCCAUUGUUAAUCACCAAAUGCACAGUAACCGCCAACCUAACAUCCAGCUUCCACGAUUUCACGCCCUCCGACAUACAACACAUAUCAACACACUACCUAACCCACGGCGGCCACAUCGAAACACCGAUCCUCGACCCCACAAACCGCAUCGGGUCCUCCACCUGCGACCCAAACGUAAUCCACAGCGUGCGCCUAAGUUGUUUCGGGGACGAAGCAUUCCUGAGAAAAGCGCAUCUAAACGCCCUCAACAUCUCUCACCACGAUCCCAGUCUACGGGAAAGUGCGAUCUCGGAAAUAAGCGCGCAUCUAGGCUUCCCUUUACGUCUGACGAAAUUAGAGGCGGAGAAAAACUGGUAUACCAAAGGUUUCGUGAUACACGGACGCAGUCCGCUGUACAAUCUGAUGGCUGAGAAACUAAUGACAUGCACGAACCCGAAAGACGGCGUCCACUGGGGCUUCACGUCGUCCUCGUCAUGGAUCGCGCCUGGUCCUGUAGUGGUUAGUCGGGAAGAUGGAAAACCGUUGUAUACGUAUCAGAUCGCGGUGCUGUUGCAUUUUAUCGAGGAGGUGUUGACGCCUGCGAUGAUGAUUUUUGCGGAGUGCGAUGAGGUGGUGGAACGGCUGGGUCUAGAGGAGGUGUUUGAGGAGAGGGGAUUGAGACAUGGGUAUGAUGGGGAUGUGGUGGCGAAGAGGGCGUAUGUUGUUAGGUAUAUUGUGGAGAGGGAGGGGUUUGAGAGGUAUUUUGAGGAUUAUAAAAGGGAGAAGGUGGGGAAGGGGGAGGUGUUGUGGGGGAAUGCUAGGAGUCCUUAUGAGGUGUAG
Messenger RNA from Glarea lozoyensis ATCC 20868, 1551 nucleotides. Its product is annotated as HIT/MYND zinc finger-like protein. The record is from RefSeq and is a predicted model, not a curated record. The coding region runs from base 1 to 1551 and encodes 516 amino acids. The transcript is spliced from 2 exons. Lineage: Eukaryota; Fungi; Ascomycota; Leotiomycetes; Helotiales; Helotiaceae.